AUGGUAAACCGGCUUGACUUAGCAUUAUCUGCAUGCCCGUGUAUGCAUGCAUACCCUACCGUACGUGUCUUUUUUUCUGGGUUUGCAGGAUCGGACUUGUUACGGUGGUAUUCUUCGGGCUACGCAAUGGGGAUUUACUGUGGUUUACCGAGACAGGAUGUUUUUCUUGGACUGCUUUGGAUUGUUUUGUACAGUCUACGAGUGCGUUAUCUUUUCUUUUUCGCAUUCUUGCGAGGUUUGAUUUUCAAGCGACAAGCUGUUUCCACUUUAUUUUUCGGCUCUUUCGGCCGUGCGAAUUCAGUCUGUACCACAACGAAAUCUUAA
Schizosaccharomyces osmophilus is the source of this 324-nucleotide messenger RNA. RefSeq lists its product as uncharacterized. The record is from RefSeq and is a predicted model, not a curated record. Bases 1 to 324 code for a protein of 107 amino acids. The transcript has a single exon. Lineage: Eukaryota; Fungi; Ascomycota; Schizosaccharomycetes; Schizosaccharomycetales; Schizosaccharomycetaceae.